AUGGCCUUAGGAUUUCGGCCAAAUGUAAAAUCAUCCACCAUUACGGGAUAUUCAACGACGUUUAUUUAUUCGACAUCCACGUCGACUUCCGUAUUAUCCGUAGUUUUGCUCGUUUGUUUGGAGACUGUUUUGCUGUCGACCGGAAGCGACUGCACAAAAAACUUCGUAGUUCAUUGGAACACAACAAAUCCAAUGAAGGUCUAUAUAGAUUUAGGAGAUGAAGAAGGAAAAAAUAACCGAAAAAAAUAA
This is a messenger RNA of Pediculus humanus corporis (human body louse), 249 nucleotides long. RefSeq lists its product as uncharacterized. The record is from RefSeq and is a predicted model, not a curated record. Lineage: Eukaryota; Metazoa; Arthropoda; Insecta; Psocodea; Pediculidae. Bases 1 to 249 code for a protein of 82 amino acids. The transcript has 4 exons.